Molecule: messenger RNA, 1993 nt
Organism: Camellia sinensis
Lineage: Eukaryota; Viridiplantae; Streptophyta; Magnoliopsida; Ericales; Theaceae
Gene: MKK3
Product: mitogen-activated protein kinase kinase 3
Biological process (GO): MAPK cascade; protein phosphorylation
Molecular function (GO): MAP kinase kinase activity; ATP binding
Source: RefSeq, a predicted model, not a curated record
UGCUGCCCAAAGAGCAUUAAAAGAUGGGCCACCAGACCCAAGAAAAAAAUAAAUAGAAAAUCACUUUCAGGGAGAGCUGAGUUAACGAUGAUGGAAUUUAACAUUAACGAACCAAACCGGAAGUGGAAUGCAUUUUUAUUCCAGAUUUUACCGAAUAAUUUAUCAUGGCGGGGUUGGAAGAAUUGAAGAAGAAGCUCACGCCAUUGUUCGAUGCUGAAAGGGGCUUCCCAUCUGGAUCCACCUUGGACCCUUGUGAUUCUUAUAUGCUAUCGGAUGGUGGAACCGUUAAUUUAUUGAGCAGAUCAUAUGGAGUAUACAACAUUAAUGAGCUUGGGUUGCAAAAGUGCACAUCAUGGCCAGUAGAGGACUCGGACCAUAGUGAAAAGACAUAUAGGUGUGCUUCUCGUGAGAUGAGGAUAUUUGGGGCCAUAGGUAGUGGUGCAAGCAGUGUUGUCCAGAGAGCUAUUCAUGUACCCACUCAUCGAAUUCUUGCUUUAAAGAAGAUUAAUAUUUUUGAAAAGGAGAAAAGGCAACAGCUUCUUACUGAGAUCAGAACAUUGUGCGAGGCACCUUGUUAUCAGGGACUAGUGGAAUUCCAUGGAGCAUUUUAUACUCCUGACUCUGGUCAAAUAAGCAUAGCUUUGGAGUACAUGGAUGGAGGGUCAUUGGCAGAUAUAAUACGAGUGAGGAAAUGUAUACCAGAACCAGUCCUUUCAUCUAUGGUUCAAAAACUGUUGCAUGGAUUAAGUUACCUGCAUGGAAUGAGACAUUUAGUUCACAGAGAUAUAAAGCCAGCAAAUUUGCUUAUAAAUCUCAAGGGGGAGCCGAAGAUAACAGAUUUUGGUAUAAGUGCUGGCUUAGAGAAUUCAGUGGCAAUGUGUGCUACUUUUGUUGGAACUGUCACAUACAUGUCACCCGAGCGAAUUCGAAAUGACAGCUAUUCUUACCCAGCUGAUAUUUGGAGUCUUGGGCUUGCACUUUUUGAGUGUGGUACUGGAGAAUUUCCAUAUACUGCUAAUGAAGGACCUGUUAAUCUUAUGCUGCAGAUCCUAGAUGAUCCAUCACCAUCACCGCCAAAGAACAUCUUUUCACCUGAGUUCUGCUCAUUUAUUGAUGCUUGCCUGCAGAAGGAUGCAGAUGCUAGGCCAACAGCAGACCAGCUGCUUUCACACCCAUUUGUUACGAAGUAUGAGGAUGCCGGGGUGGACUUGGGAGCAUUUGUCCGAAGUGUCUUUGAUCCAACGCAACGGAUGAAGGAUUUGGCAGAUAUGCUGACAAUACACUAUUACUUACUUUUUGAUGGACCUGAUGAAGCUUGGCAACAUGCAAAGACCUUGUACAAUGAAUAUUCAACUUUCAGUUUCUCAGGCAAAGAAAAUGUUGGUCCAAAUGAUAGCUUUGCCACUUUGUCAAAUAUUCGGAGCACGUUAGCAGGUGAAUGGCCUCCAGAAAAGCUUGUGCAUGUUGUUGAAAAACUUCAAUGCCGUGCUCAUGGUCAAGAUGGAGUUGCAAUUCGUGUAUCAGGAUCAUUUGUUGUUGGCAAUCAGUUCCUAAUAUGCGGAGAUGGUGUACAAGUAGAGGGUUUGCCAAAUUUUAAAGAUCUUUCAAUUGAUUUAUCCAGCAGACGAAUGGGUACAUUUCAGGAGCAGUUUAUUAUGGAACCAGGAAAUGUCAUUGGCUGUUAUGUAAUUGCUAAACAAGAGCUUUAUAUCAUCCAGUAGAAAAUUAAAUCGUGAGGAUCGUCUCAUCCAAGGGACCCUUGUGAAGCAGGUAAUCACGUCCAAUCCCACGCAAAAGCUUUUAGCCCCAAUUGGGACUCAUUUAUUGCCUCGCCUGUGUUACAAUUUUUCUGGGAUCAUACCUUUAUUGUGAUUAAUUUAAAUUAUGGGUCAGCAGCACAUUCAGUGAUUGUUCCUGAGUGUCAUUUGGUGGUGUACGAAACUUGAAUCAAGGACAGUUUUUACACGUAUAUAUCAUCAUAAGUUCAAGUCAA